CUAGAUCCACGUGUGUUAAUCUAGCUUUAUUGUGACAAUAAUUCGAGACUGCCAACUAGCGGUGACGGAUAACAGUAGCAACGCUUAGUUUAGUUAGGCAGUCAAGAGUGUCGUCAGUCAUCCACGUCUCAUUGCUCAUUCUACAGUAGGUACCUACGCGAAUACUGUUUCAAAGUUAUUGACUAAUUAUUAAAAAAAAAUAAACCCAUUUGUUUAGUAUUUUUUUUGUAAUAAAAAAUAUGUCGUUCUAUCUGUAUUUAUUGAUUCUGGUUUCAAUGAAUGCAUCGUCGCAGAGCACUGACACUAUUGUCCAGAGCGACGGACCACAUUAUCAGCACAGCGAUUUUGUUUUUGAAAACCAACAAUGGAGUCGGUAUAAUGUAUCGAAGCAUGUAUUUUACUGGCUGUACACAAGGGAGCAAAGUGGGGGUGUGCUUUUGGAUAAAAACGAUCCGAAUGCAAUUGAAAAAUCUUCUUUCGACGUGAAAAACCCAAUAAAAAUACCUGUUCACGGUUGGCAUGGAACUACUCACGAAAAGGAAGGCCUCUGUUCUUCGUUGGUCAGAUCAUAUUUGGACAUAGGACGUUUCAACGUGGUGUGCGUGGACUGGAAACAAUACUCGACGGAUGUAACUUACGCCACGGCUAAGUUGAAAGCAAAAUACAUUGGGUACGACAUAGCUAAAAUGGUAUUACGGUUGACGAAAAAUUUCAGCGAAGGAGUCGAAGGCGUUCAUUUAAUAGGACACAGUUUGGGUGCACAUAUUUGCGGAUUUGCUGGCAAAAAGCUAAACAACGGCCUACCGAGGAUCACCGGUUUGGAUCCUGCGAAACCGUUGUACGCCAAAAGUGGUCCCGAUGAUAGGAUAUCCGACACUGAUGCGGUUCUCGUAGACAUUAUUCAUACGGGCACCAAACGCCUUGGAUUAUGUCAACCCUUAGGGCAAAUUGACUUUUACCCAAACGGCGGUGAAGCACAACCUAAUUGCGGCAAGAGUGAUAAAAAAUCUGGAUCGUGCAGUCAUUGUAAGUCCUAUCAUUUUUAUGCGCAUUCCAUAUGGGCCAAAGAAGAUUAUCCGUCUCUUGAAUGCCCUUCGUGGGAAGACUAUAAAAAAGGAAAUUGUGAAGGGAUGCCCGAAACCUACAUGGGCGAAUUCGUAAAUUCAAAACUCAAUGGAACAUUUUUCUUGUAUGCCUACAAAGAAGACAUACCGUGAAUGUCAUUGUAAAGUUAUUUUCUAAACGGAAACGUUCCAACACUUUCGUCGAUAAAUGUAUAUACAUAUAUUACUUUAAAUACUAAAAAGAUUUUACAAACAACUAUAGUCCACUAUUUUUUUUUUCUUAAAU
Molecule: messenger RNA, 1350 nt
Organism: Adelges cooleyi (spruce gall adelgid)
Lineage: Eukaryota; Metazoa; Arthropoda; Insecta; Hemiptera; Adelgidae
Product: lipase member H-B-like
Exons: 7
Coding region: 240-1217 (325 amino acids)
Biological process (GO): lipid metabolic process
Molecular function (GO): lipase activity
Source: RefSeq, a predicted model, not a curated record